Octopus sinensis (East Asian common octopus) is the source of this 2443-nucleotide messenger RNA. RefSeq lists its product as uncharacterized. The record is from RefSeq and is a predicted model, not a curated record. Bases 48 to 1220 code for a protein of 390 amino acids. The transcript is spliced from 11 exons. NCBI's taxonomy places the organism in Eukaryota, Metazoa, Mollusca, Cephalopoda, Octopoda, Octopodidae. Gene Ontology annotation, molecular function: lipid binding.
UUAUUACUUUAGGUGAGAAUAUAAAAACUAAAAAAAUAUCUGCUCAGAUGGGUGCUUGUUCUGCUUCAGUUCCAAAGCCCAGUAUAGACUUUCACGGAGGAGCUGCUUUUAUUAUAAAUAGAUUUAAAGGCAGUUUUGCUUCAAAAAUCCGAAGUGCCAUAGAAAGCCAGAUAUGUAGCAGCAGCACUAUCAGCAGUAUUAAUUCAGAACUUGCAAAAGUAAUCAAUGAAAUUCCAUCAAAUAUACAUUUCAUGAAUAGUUUCUACUUGAAUGUGGAUUUAUUACAACCUCCUAUUAUUAACACAUCUUUAGAAACUGAUCUCAAGGGUGAAGUAUUUUGGAUGGACAAUCAUGAAGAAUGUCCUCUGCCAGUACGACCUAUGGAGAUAAUUCCUCCAAGUGUUGGUGCUUCAAUGAUUGCAGCUCAAAUUUCCUCUUAUCUUUUUAACUCCUUUGCCUAUGUGGCUCACAAAAACAAAAUUAUUCGCAUGACCAUUACCUCAAAAAAUAUCCCAAACAAGAGUAUCCUUAACACAACAUGUAGUAACGGCAUGUGUAUCGGUCAUCUGAUUCCUGCGAUUGGUAAACUCUAUCCCAACCAAGUGCUGUCAGUGUUUGUGGAAUCAUUUCAAAUGCCAGAUGUCUUCAUUAAAUCUGGUGAUAUGCUUCUCGAUGUCUACCUUAAUGUUUACCUUUAUCUCUCUACUGACAGCCCUAACAAACCUCUCCUCAUUUUACCCUUGACAAUUCAUACUGAAGGGAAAUCUGAUAUUGCCAAACAAAUUAUUCACUUCAAACUUUCUGCAUUGAGCGUAAAACUGGGUGUGAUUCGUAAAGGUUUGCCCAUUAAAAUUAAUGAGAAACAGUUCCAAAUGACCAUAAACUUGUUUGUUAACAUGUUUGUCUUGCCUCAACUCAAUAAAAAGGGUGAAACUGGAAUCCCUAUAUCUACACUUAUCAAAACAAACAAAAUAAGCAACACGAAAUUACACUUUGGCAUGAAUUCUGCCCUGUUGAUGACUGAUAUUUCUAUGAAUUUUACUGAAGUUGAUUAUGACUGGCCCUUUGGAAGCCUACAACUGUUACAAAGUACUUUGGUGAUGCCAAAUUAUGCGAUGAGUAUAUCCCUAUUUAAAGCAUUACAGACUGCAUUUUCAGAUGACCCUAACAGGUUUUACAACCAAGAAAAUAUCAUUGAUGACAUUUCAUUGGAUAUUUAGAAAAUGAAAUAGCUAUAUUGGAAAAUGCAAUGAAUAUGAAGUUUUAUUUUUAGGUUUUUCUCUAAAUUUUACUUCCCAUUUAUAUUUCUUGAUAUUGUUAGAACUUAUAAGGUGGCAAGCUGGUACAAUCGUGAGCACUCUGGACAAAAUGCUUAGCAACAUUUUGUCCAUCCUUACAUUCUGGUUUCAAAUUCCACCAAACGUGACUUUGCAUUUCAUCUCCUUGAGGUCAAUAAAAUAAUUACCUGUUGACACUGGGUUUCAGGUUAUCAACUUUACCAUCACUCCAAACAUGUUGGCCUUGUGCUAAAAUUUGAAACCAAUAUUGUUAGAAAUUAUAUUUUUUAUGACUAAACUAAUUAUAAUUUUUAACCAAAUAUAUGAAAUAUGUAAAUGACUGAAACAAGUAAAAGAAUAAAAGAAUAUAAAGCUGAAUAUGAAAGUGAGUUUUAAAAAUGUCUGACUAGACUCUCACAUUUAUAUUCUCUUCUUUGCUUUCUAAAUGUCCACAUAUAAUCAUUUAAAUCAUCGAAUUUUUAUUUUGUUCAGAAAAUAUUUUGAAUCUUAUUUUUUUAUCAUAUUUUAAAGCUUUACUUCAUUUUCCUUUCAAUAAGAUAUAAUUUUACAGCUGAAUAUCUUUUCUGCUCAGUUAAAUGAGAAAUACAAGUAAAAUACUAGGUAUUAGAGGAGAGGUCACUAUAAAAGGAAAUAAAGUGAAUGUAUUUACAGAUGUCAUCAAGUAGAAUGAAAAUGGAUGCUAGGGAGAGAGAAAAGGGAGGUGGGGAAGACUAGCCUUUGGGUAGGGGAAUUUUAUUGCCAGUCCUCCUUUUCCUCUUCUACUUAGCAUCUAUAUAUCCUUCCACUUAAUGACAUCUGUAAACGCACCCACCUUAUUUCCUUUUUGGGUGAUCCACCUUGUAAUUAAUACUUUCAUUGGUCAUUUGUUCAUCUCCACAUAAUGUAAACAAUUUAUAGGUAAUAGGACCUGAAGAGAAGCUAAGUUGGUUUAAUGCAUGUUACAACUUAUGUAACAAGCAUCGCUUUGAUAUGAAACAUUUGUAGUUUAUAUUUUACCUGUUCCAUUCUUUACUUUCUUGGAUUUUUAGCAGCAUUUUUACAUGAGUUGUCUAGUGACCAUCAGCUUAUUGAAAUUUCUUAUAAUUUCAAUAUGGGAUGAAGUGUGUAACUUACAAUGUUAAUAAACUUUUUUUACUGUAUAUUGU